AUGUCUUCAAGCAAGGAGCCAACAGCCUCCUCCAUAUCAUAUACAGACUCUUCUGAAAAGAAUGAGAAGCAAGAAAAUAUAGACUUCAACAAGAUUCAUGAUGUUGAAGUUGCGGAAAUUCAAACAAUAAGAGAUGGUGAUACUGAAUCAGUCUUUGGUGAAGAUCGUACACGUUUGAAACAAGGAUUGAAUCAACGUCAUUUACAGAUGCUUACACUAGUGGGUGUUUUCGGUACAGGUAUUUUCUUGUCCUCAGGUGGACAGCUGGCUACUGCUGGUCCUUGUGGUACUUUUCUAGCUUAUACUCUUAUUGCUUUGAUUGUUGGUUUGAAUCAAAUGGGGUUGGCUGAAUGUGCUUCUUUAAUGCCGACCUCAUCCGCAACUGUCCGUCAUUGUGAACAAUUUGUGGAUGAAGCUUGGGGUUUUACUUAUGGUUGGGUUAGUGUUUGGAGUUCAAUCAUGCCUAAUGAAAUCUCUGCUGCUGCCUUGAUUGUUUCGUAUUGGUCGGACUUAUCACAAGGUAUUUGGAUAACUAUUAUCAUUUUCGUGAUUUACGCCUCAAAUUCUUAUUCUAUUAGAUUUUAUGGUGAAUUGGAAUUCGUUUUUGCCAUUAUUAAAUUGUCAUUGCUUAUUGGUUUGAUUAUUGUCUCCAUUGUUAUUACAUGUGGUGGUGGUCCAAAUGGGAAAAGUAUUGGUUUCCAAUAUUGGAGAAAUCCAGGUCCGUUUGUUGAAUAUUUAACUAAAGGUGACUUGGGUAAGUUUGCUGGGUUUUGGAAGGCAUUAUCUGGUGUUGUCUAUUCUUAUGGUGGUGUUCAAUCAGUUCCUGCAUUGGCAGCUGAAGUCAAAUAUCCAAGAAGAACUGUCUUUACUGCUUGUAAAAGAAUCUUUUAUAGAGUUUCAAUCUUGAUGAUUUUAACUGCAUUCUGUCUAACCCUUAUUGUUCCAUCAAAUGACAAAACAAUUGCAAACUCAACAGGUAAUGCUGCAUCUUCACCAUUCGUCGUUGCCAUGAAGAAUGCAAACAUUAAAGUGCUACCACAUGUUGUUAAUGCUGCGGUCUUAACCUCUGCUUUCAGUGCUGCCAACUUACAAUUGGUUUAUGGAUCAAGAAACUUAUUUGCUCUAGCUGUUAAAAACCAAGCACCAAAAAUCUUUUUGAAAACCAAUAAGAGAGGUAUCCCUUGGGUUGGUACAACUUUCUGUGCUUGUUUUAUGCCAUUAGCUUAUAUGAAUCUAUCCACAAGUUCUGCCAAUGUUUUCAACUGGUUCCAAUCUAUUGUCUCUGCUAAACUAUUAUUUGGCUGGAUUUUGAUUUCUUCGAAUCAUAUUCAUAUGACAAGAGCAAUGAAAGUUCAAGGUAUACCAAGAUCGAGAUUACCUCAUUCCAUAGGAUUUGCUCCGCAGGCUGCUUGGAUCUCUGGUAUUGCUUCCUUUAUAUUAUUACUCACUGGUGGGUUUAAGAAUUUUGUCAAAGGUCAAUUCUUGAUUAGUUCUUUCUUCAGUUCAUACUUUAUCAUUCCAUUAUCUUUAGGUUUAUACUUUGGCUGGAAGUUUUUCAAAGGCACUAAAUAUUUGAAACCUCAUGAAGUUGAUUUGGAAUCAUUGUUUAAAGAUGCUGAGGAAAACCCAGAGCCACCAUUAGAAAAAGUCAGAGGCUGGAAACUCUUGACCUUGUUGUGGUCUUAG
Messenger RNA from Hansenula anomala, 1686 nucleotides. RefSeq lists its product as uncharacterized. Lineage: Eukaryota; Fungi; Ascomycota; Saccharomycetes; Phaffomycetales; Wickerhamomycetaceae. Gene Ontology annotation, biological process: amino acid transmembrane transport. Gene Ontology annotation, molecular function: amino acid transmembrane transporter activity. The record is from RefSeq and is a predicted model, not a curated record. Gene Ontology annotation, cellular component: membrane. The transcript has a single exon. The coding region runs from base 1 to 1686 and encodes 561 amino acids.